UACUUUGGACAAGGGUGGACGUGGUAUACUUGGACUAAAGGGGGUGGCGGUGGACGUGGUAUACUUGGACAAAGGGGUGGCGGUGGACGUGGUAUACUUGGACAGAGGGGUGACGGUGGAUGUGGUAUACUUUAUACUAUACUUGGACAGAGGGGGGUGACGGUGGAUGUGGUAUACUUGGACAGAGGGGGUGGCGGUGGACGUGGUAUACUUGGACAGAGGGGUGGAGGUGGACGUGGUAUACUUGGACAGAGGGGUGGUGGUGGACGUGGUAUACUUGGACAGAGGGGUGGCGGUGGACGUGGUAUACUUGGACAGAAGGGUGGCUGUGGAUGUGGUAUACUUGGACAGAGGGGUGGCGGUGGAUGUGGUAUACUUGGACAGAGGGGUGGCGGGUGGACGUGGUAUACUUGGACAGAAGGGUGGCUGUGGAUGUGGUAUACUUGGACAGAGGGGUGGCGGUGGACGUGGUAUACUUGGACAGUGGCGGGGGUGGCACAGAGGGGUGGCUGUGGGAUGGAUGUGGUAUACUUGGACAGAGGGGUGGCGGUGGACGUGGUAUACUUGGACAGAAGGGUGGUGGUGGAUGUGGUAUACUUGGACAGAGGGGGGUGGCGGUGGACGUGGUAUACUUGGACAGAGGGGUGUCACAGAGGGGUGGCUGUGGACGUGGUAUACUUGGACAGAGGGGUGGCUGUGGGGGUGGCACAGAGGGGUGGCUGUGGAUGUGGUAUUACUUGGACAGAGGGGUGGCUGUGGAUGUGGUAUACUUGGACAGAGGGGUGGCACAGAGGGGUGGCUGUGGAUGUGGAUUAUACUUGGACAGAGGGGUGGCGGUGGACGUGUGGACAGAUGGCUGUGGGUAUACUU
Messenger RNA from Staurois parvus, 870 nucleotides. The record is from the annotation of a GenBank genome assembly. Lineage: Eukaryota; Metazoa; Chordata; Amphibia; Anura; Ranidae.